Molecule: messenger RNA, 1473 nt
Organism: Leptosomus discolor (cuckoo roller)
Lineage: Eukaryota; Metazoa; Chordata; Aves; Leptosomiformes; Leptosomidae
Source: RefSeq, a predicted model, not a curated record
CUGGUGGACGACCGGCAUGACCUCCGCAUCCCCCUGCACAACGAGGACGCCUUCCAGCACGGCAUCUGCUUCGAGGCCAAGUACAUCGGGAGCCUGGAUGUGCCGCGGCCAAACAGCCGCGUGGAGAUCGUGACGGCCAUGCGUCGGAUCAGGUAUGAGUUUAAAGCCAAGAAUAUCAAGAAGAAGAAAGUGAGUCUUAUCGUGUCAGUGGAUGGUGUGAAGGUCAUUCUGAAGAAGAAGAAGAAGCUUCUUUCAUUGCAGAAAAAAGAAUGGGCCUGGGAUGAGAACAAAAUGCUCGUCAUGCACGAUCCCAUCUACAGGAUAUUCUAUGUGUCUCAUGACUCCCAGGACCUGAAGAUUUUCAGCUAUAUUGCUAGGGAUGGGUCUAGCAAUGUCUUCAGGUGCAAUGUCUUCAAAUCCAAGAAGAAGAGCCAAGCCAUGCGCAUCGUCCGGACGGUGGGGCAGGCCUUUGAGGUCUGCCAUAAGCUGAGCCUGCAGCACACCCAGCAAAACGCAGACGGGCAGGAGGACGGAGACAGUGAGAGGAACGGGGAUGACCUGGAUGUCCCAGUCUGCAGAGUCACAGUCUCGGAGAGGGCGGCCACCUCGGCGGAGGAGACGGACAUCGAUGCCGUGGAGCUGCCGCUGCCCGGAGCCGACAUCCUCGACUUCAGCCGCGGCGUGACCGACCUCGAUGCCGUGGGCAAGGAGGCGAGCGCCUAUGCUGACGCCAAGGGCUGCCUCCACCCUGAAGAUAUCCUGACAGCGUCACCCAAGAUGCUGCUGCCCUCGUCUGCCCAGCUGCCUGACCUGGGAACGCCCCUCUCUGCCCACCACCAAAUGCAGCUUCUCCAGCAGCUCCUGCAGCAGCAGCAGCAGCAGACGCAAGUGGCUGUGGCACAGGUCCACUUGCUGAAGGACCAGCUGGCUGCAGAGGCGGCAGCGCGGCUGGAGGCCCAGGCUCGUGUGCAUCAGCUCCUGCUCCAGAACAAGGACUUGCUGCAGCACAUCUCGCUCCUGGUCAAGCAGGUGCAGGAGCUGGAGCUGAAGCUGGCAGGGAACAACACCACAGGCUCCCAGGACAGUCUGCUGGAGAUCACCUUUCGCUCCAACGUCCUCCCUGUCCUCUGCGACCCGACCACCCCGCAGCCCGAGGACACGCACCAGCCGCCACUGGGCCCCAGCUCGGGCUUCCCCAGUGCCCUGGGCAGCCCCAUAGGUAGGAACGACUGUCUGGUGAAGCUGGAGUGCUAUCGCUUUCUGCCGGACUCGGGGCCGCCUGCCCCGGAGCCGGCGCUGGGCAGCCUGGAGCUCAUCAAAUUCCGCGAGUCGGGCAUCGCCUCCGAGUACGAGUCCAACACGGACGAGAGCGAGGAGCGUGACUCCUGGUCCCAGGAGGAACCACCGCGCCUGCUCCACGUCCAGCCCAGGCAGGACCUGGGUGACAGCCUGGAGGACGAGAUCGCAGUGUAG